AUGUCACGAGAGGACACAGGCACAGGGCCCGCCUGUACGCCAGACAGUCCCCCCCCCGCAGGCCCUGAUGAAAGUGGCGGCACGGAACCUGGUGCACAACUCCAGCAUGGACUACAGGCACGCCUAGCCCAUGAGUGCCUCUCGCAGAGCUUCGACAGCGCCAAACGUGCCCCCGCCCUGGUGAUGGCAGCCCCCAAAGGUGAGGGGGGGGCAGAUGAGACCCUCCCCUACACCCAGUACCUGCCCCUCAUCAAGGCCCAGAUGGCCGGUGCCAAAAACAUCCACAACGCUCUGCUGGAGGGGGCCAACAAAAUCACGGGCAAGCUGCCCCCCCGGGGGAGCCCUGAGUGUUCCGGGGGUCCCCACGGGGGACUCGGACUCCCCCCAAAACCUCCCGCGGUGGUCUGGGGGUGAGUAUGGGGGGUUUGGGCAGUCUCGGUGCCAUGUGCCGGGCUCUGAGUGCAAGCGUGCUCUGCAGAGGGGGGCUGAUCCCCCGCCCCGCUACAACAGGAGUUUUGGGGGAGCCCCCGCUGGGGUGCUGGACUCCCCCCCAGAAACUCCCACAGGGACCAGGAGGCAGCUUGGGGGGUCCCCGUGCACGGCGUGGAGGUGUGAGCGUGGAAAUGGGGGUC
Molecule: messenger RNA, 632 nt
Organism: Athene cunicularia (burrowing owl)
Lineage: Eukaryota; Metazoa; Chordata; Aves; Strigiformes; Strigidae
Gene: MED29
Product: mediator complex subunit 29
Exons: 3
Coding region: 1-414 (137 amino acids)
Biological process (GO): regulation of transcription by RNA polymerase II
Cellular component (GO): mediator complex
Molecular function (GO): transcription coregulator activity; transcription factor binding
Source: RefSeq, a predicted model, not a curated record